AUGGUCGAAGAUAGCGAUCAUGGUACAGCUGAUUCAAAAAAGAGUAAUGACGUUGAAUGCCCUACAUGUAGAGGUCUAGGAAAAGUUCCUUCAAAUGAUCCAAUACUAAAUCAAAAUGGACAAAAUGAAAACUAUACAUUUGUAGAAUCUAAGGCAUUUGUACAUGUUGGAGACCAAACAAAUACAAACGUGACAUCUGAUUUCAACAAUUUGAAAUUAUUAACGGAAAUGGAUACAAUUAUUGGAUGUGUAACAGAUUUAUUGCCAGAAAAAGCACCACUUGAUAAUCCAAAAGAAGUUAUCAAAUCAGUACAAAUUCGUUUGAAAAACACUAAUUCAGAAGAACACAUUAGAGCAAUUUCUGAUGCGGUACAAGUAGCACGAAAUCACCAGAAAUUAUUAAAACCUCAUAUAAACCUGAUUAAUCAAAAAAUUGUUCAAUUUCUCAACAGUCAACGAAUUUUUUAUGUCCGAUUAGCUUGUCAGUCAGCUGGCGAGCUCUUUAGAACAAUGCGAUGUACAGAUCGACCAUUAUUUGAUAGCAUUGUUACGGGACUUAUGAACCGUACGGCAGAUAAAAAUCAAAAUAUCCGCAUUGAUGCAAAUUGGGCUCUUGAUAAAAUGGUGAUCAGCAUUCCACCACUGUAUUCCAUAAAAUCAAUUGCCAACUGUAGUCAACACAAAAAUCCGGCUGUUAAAAUAGCACAGUUGCGAUUGAUGCAUUGUGUUACUGUUAUUGCAGACCCAAUGAAAAUAUUAACUGGAAUAACUGGACUAAAAAAAGCUAGACAAUUAAUCCUCAAAAAUUGUGUAGCUACAAUAGAAGAUGCUAAUGCAGAAAUUAGGUUUCUGUCAAAAAAACUUAUGCAACUUUUAAAGAGUACUUGUUAUGAAAGUUUCUGCUCGUCAUUGGUUCAGGAUAUUAGUUGGGACGAACUAAAAAUUGCUGGAAAGGUAUUUAUUUAAAAAUGUAUCAAAAAUAUAUUAAUCACUAUUGAGCAUU
Messenger RNA from Myzus persicae (green peach aphid), 1003 nucleotides. RefSeq lists its product as uncharacterized. The record is from RefSeq and is a predicted model, not a curated record. NCBI's taxonomy places the organism in Eukaryota, Metazoa, Arthropoda, Insecta, Hemiptera, Aphididae. The coding region runs from base 1 to 966 and encodes 321 amino acids. The transcript has 8 exons.